Molecule: messenger RNA, 7185 nt
Organism: Toxoplasma gondii ME49
Lineage: Eukaryota; Apicomplexa; Conoidasida; Eucoccidiorida; Sarcocystidae
Exons: 1
Coding region: 1770-6362 (1530 amino acids)
Source: RefSeq, a predicted model, not a curated record
UGGAUUACCGCAUGACCGCGGGUUUGGGUUUUGGAACUACUCUAUUUGCACCCACAAGUCGAGACGCGCUGUGGCGGGGUGCCUAACAGCAGUGCUGUAAAGCACGCGUUCGUGCAGUCCCAGAAGCCAUGUGAGCUGUGUGGGUUAACGGGAUGCAGAGACGCGCCUCCGAAAGCAAAACUAAACACGGCGGGUGACAGCCGGGCACACCAUCACCACACGAUCCUGCUCAGCAAAACAGCUGGAAUGCACAAUGUCCUGCGACACCUUCGCUAUUCCUCACCGGCUGUGCUCUGACGCUCUGGUCAACCAUGUGGAGGCACAGAUCACCAACAGCACAGCACUGAGGCUGGCACACACACCCCAACAGACCAGAGGACCGUCUGCUAGCAAGAACUUUUUUCACAAAGGGUUUCGACGAACCUGCGUUUGGAUCUUGACACCUUCAUUUGCAGAGUCAAACGGCGAUGCACUCAGCGCUCAUCCCCUUUCUCCUAUCUAGCUAUGUAACCCUCCGGCACACCUGGACACACAUCGUGCAGCUUGAGGGGAGAGACUUGCUGCGGCGAAUCAGGUGCAACCGCUGCAGCCUAAAGAUGUCGGCCUGCUCUAGAAAAACGUACGAAUGCAACUCUGGAGGAGGUUUCCCGCGUCGGGCACAGCUUCUUCCGCUCUCUCCGUUUCCUUGAAUGCCGCAGCAGGUGGAAACUUUGCGACGGUGACUUGGUCGGCGCUGCCGGAACCCGGCACUGCAGAUUUCUGAGGCAGCCCAGGAGAAGAAGUGCAGUCUUGUUGAUUGGAACGAACCGGAAGCAAAGAAUAUGCGAAAGCAUUCACAGAGACACUCAGGACGCGACGGGCACGACGGCGAAAAGCGAGGAUCACGAGUUGCGAAACGCUGAGAAAAAUAGCACGCGUCUUGUGUCUCGCUUUUGACUGGACUUCGCUCCUUUCUGUCGCGUUUCUCUCUGUCUUUUUCACUCCUGUUUCUGCCACCUGCUUUGCGACUGAGGGUACGACCCGAUUUCUCCUCUUGGGCUUUCUCAACCGCUUGUUUCUCCAUCUGUCCUCGCCAGAAGCCUUGUGUCACAGCCUCUUUUAAGUCUGCCGCAAUCGCGUUCAUUGACAUUGACCUCCCGUUCUCGAAUUUUUCCCCGGUCUUUUCACUCUCGAGAGUUCCUUCUUUGCCUCUUUUUCCCUUUCCUUCGGAUCUGUCGGAUCCGUCUCCUCACUGACUGGCCGCCUGCAGCUGAAACUCUUUCGAGUUUUUGCUGCUACCGGAGCACAUGUCGUGUUUAGCGACAUUUCUCCGACUGGCAGGCGCCACAAGGGAGCAUCCGACGCCAUGCAAACAUCCAAAGCGCAGCCUUGACUCGAAAACGAACUCCUCGGGUGUUGUUUAUCCAAGCUGCAGGAAUUAGGAGUGAAACCAUCCCUGCGUUCGUCCAUGAAGUCCCGGUACCGCGCUGGACUUCCGCUGUAUGCACAGGACCUAGGACAGUGAAAAAACCUCAUCAGAUACAGAAAAAGAAUGUUAUUUACGGUUCUCGACACUGAAGCUUACCUAGGAUACGGAUUGCGACUCACGAAAUCCGCACGGCCAAGUUCUGAAUUCCUGCAGUGCAUCGCCACCCGCUGGACACCUCGAGAGAGCCCAGUGUGUUGGGUUUCAAGGCCUUUCUGUAUGUUUGCUUGGACGCUGGAGUCUUAAUAAUUUGUCGACUCGUGCGUGGAGCACCAGACAUAGAAGCUUUUAGCGUCGCCUGCCUAUGGCGACCCUUCGCGGCAGCGGCUUGGCAGCCGCGAGAAUCUCAAGCGUCGUUUUCGCCGGCAAAAAAGACUCUCCGAGGAAGGCUUUCCUUCGCUUUCCGUUCCAAUGUCUACCGCGGUUCUCCGACAUCUUUACUCGGUCAGACUCGGGGUGCUCACUGAAUGCACCGCGAGGCGUCGCGACUCGAGCUGAUCCGGAGACUUCGUCCAAUUCAUGCCUCUCUUUGUCUCGUUCGCUAUCCUCUGAGUCUUUGUUUCCUUCUCAGUCCACACUUGAUUCUCCAUCUCUGUUUUAUUCUCGAUCGUCGUUCCCCUCUGGUUGUCAGCGAUGCUCCGCUCCGCAAACGAGCGAGAACUUUGUCUCGCUGCGUCGCCGCAGAGUCCUGCGGUGUCUAGGCGACUCAAGAGGGUCGUGUGCCGCAGAUACGUCGCCUGGAGGAGCAUGCGACAAAGACAGGGAAGACCUCCGCGCCCUCUCCGGGUGUUCAGAUAUCGACGCGCAAUCUGACGCGUCUGCGCCGUCAGAUGAGUGGCGGCGCCGUCCUUCGCGGUCUUCUCCUCCAGUCCGCGUUCCUCGUUCCUUCUCUUCUUUUGCCGCCUUCGCGCGUUCUCGCGUCUGUCUUCUCCAGUCGACUUGGUACCUUUCGCCUCGCCCGGUCGACGCUGCCUUGUCCCCCGCUUCGCUCUCUUUCGCCCGGUCCUCCACUGGCGCUUUUUCUUCGUCUGCCGCCGCCUCCACCUCCGUCUCCUCUAGUGGACCGCCAACGCUCGUUCUCUCUUCCGUUCGUCGCCUUGUGCGGCUCGCGCGUUUCCUGGAUCGCCACCCAGCGCUGGUAGUCGUCACUCCUCACCUUCUCCAACUGGCCGAAGAGAGACACCCAGCCUCCGAGCAGUUCCUCGCUGCGCUCAUGCCCCUGUGGAGUCCCUCGGCCUUCGUCGCUGGCGCGUCGCCACUCCCGGCGCCGCGCCCGCCGCAUGCGCCUCUCCCUCCAGAGCUCGCGCGAGCCCCUGCGCCUGUUCGAGAGGAGACACCUCCGCUUCCACUUGGAGACAGUCCCGUGCUGCGCUUCUUCCGCCAGAAGGACGCGCGGUCGGGGGAGCCGGUCUGCGCGCCUGUGACGCCGGGGAAAGAAGCGCGUCUCUCUGCUCCCUCGCCCGUUUCGCCGCUCGGCGUCUCUGUAGCGCAGCUGGUGUGUUCGUAUAUAAGACGAGAUGCGUCAACGCGCAGAGGGAAGAUGGGCGGCCGAGAGCAGCUGCGCGCUGAAGACCUCGAACGCAGUCUCGAGUUCAUUUGGGCAACUUCGCGUCUCUUUAGCCGUCUCCAAUUCCUGGCCUACGACUGCACGCGAAAACUCCAUGCACCCCUCUGUCUCCUCGUCCCCCCCGACGCGGGACGGCUUCCGGAGGCCUCUGUCUCUCGCCCAGGAUCCCUGCCCGCCGGGCUUGUCUCUGGGGCGCCCGGAGAGACGCCAGGUGUCUCCUGCAGCGAGGGGGGAGCGCCUCACGCGAGAGUCGGUCCCCCGCCUGAGAGUGUCUCCUCUUCUGGCGCCGCGCCGUCGACGCGCAGUCUCGACCUAUCUGUCGACGACGUCCGUGCUGCUCACAAGCUUGAGGAACGUCUUGUUGGUCUCCUCGCUCUUGCGCGGGUGACGCGAGAUGGACCUGUCUCCUCCUCUCCUCUCUCCUCCACUCUUGUCGCCGUUGACUCGGCACUCCGGGAAGGUGAGACGGCGAGGCUGCGUCUGCAUGACGAAGAGGAAGAACCUUGUCCGACCCAAGCUGACUUGGACGAGGCGCUGGACUGUCUGCUGCUUCCUCCAUAUCGAUUUCGAGACUUCGAGGAGACGCUGCGCCUUUCUGCGGCUCUUCACCUGGUGCGUGUGAAGCCCGUGAAGCCUCGCGGGCGAAAGCCAGGCGAGGCGCGCGAGAGGAGCCAGGCUCAGGCGCGCUGGUCGGACCGGCAGAGAGAAGAAGAACCGUCCUCCGCGGAAGGAACAGGGCAAGCGAAAGAGAACGCUGUGUCGACAGUGACGACCCAGCGCGAGAGGCACCGGCAGGAGACAGAAGCAGUUCCCUGCAGGGUCUCCAGACGCUGUCCCUCUGAGGAGAACGAAGUGGAGACGAGAGACGACGCUCACGACGAGCCCCUCUGCAGAGAACAGAAGGUGGGGAGGCAUCCGAGCGUCCUGGAGAGCCGCCGACUGCAUGCAGCGAAAGAGGUCAAGCAUGCUGGCAGCGGCGAAGCCCCAGCCACAGCGCUGAGGCGCGGCCUUCUUCUGCUCGCCCAUCCCCUCAUUUGCGACUCUUGGGAGCGUGCAGUCGUCCUCGUCACACACGUCUCUCGCCGAGGCUACGUGGAAGGCGUCAUCCUCAACAAGCGGAGAGCGUGGAGACCCUCUGCCUGGGCGUUGGACGUCGCGCCUUCCACUCAGUCGAGGGGGGAUCCGAAGUCGCGACCUGCAAGCGCGCGCUCGGGGGUGUCAGCGCUGGAUGCUUGUCGCCUACCUGAAAAUCUGAUGAUGCUCGGCGACUCUGCCGGCGGACCCAUCUCGGGUGCUGCGCUCCUUCCAGGAGUCUCUCCUCUGCCUGCGUCCUUUUCGAAUUUCGUGGCGCACAUGCCGCGGCAACUCCGCUUGCUUCAACAUGCGAGAAACAACCUCGAGAAAGCUCUCACACUCUCGUCCUCGGUCACCGGUUCCACCGCCUCUUGCGGCUCUUGUCGCAGUGAACUCGCGUUGACCUCUUCACCUUCCUCGUCUCCCAACUCUGCGCCUUCGCAGUCCCCUCCCUCUGCCGCUCUCUCCGCUUCUCCCUCUCCUCCGUUUGCUUCUUUGUCUCCCUCCCUGCGUGUCAGGGGCGCCUGGGCGGAACAGCUGCUGAGUCGCGCGAGUGUAGCUCUCGCCUUCCACGCAGUCGAAGCCUGGAAGGCGAAGGAGGCGACGGCGGAGCGACUCGCGCGAGUGGUGGAGGAAAUGGCGACGGAUCUGCUGGAUGCUGUCGACUUCCAAGUCUCGAGGUCCACCUCCUCUCUGGCCGCCGCGCAUGCAGCGGAGCUCCGCAGCGAGGCGCCGUUCUUGGUGCGACUCCUGAACUGGUACCGCCAGCGUGAAGAAGGAACGGGAGAGAGCCUCUCUCUCGAGCGAAGACCGGAGGCCUACUCGCUUUCCGCAGGUCUCACAUCUCCCACCGUCGCCGCCGAGCCUGCGAAAGCUGCCUCGCCUUUCCUCGCUGUCGCACCCGAAGUCUCUGGAGAUUCCAGGCAGGACGGAGACAGCCGCAUGUCUCCUCGCCAGGACACUCUGCUGGUCUCCUUCCUAGCCUCGCUCCCGUACGGCGCGGUCAGCUCCGCGCAAGCCGCCGCAGCGGCGCAGAAGGCCCGGCGAGACGCCGCACUCGCGCGCUUCCUCUCCCCAAAGCCGCCUGGAACCUCCGACGAAAGUGCACCCGCAUGUCGCGCAGAUGCCGAGGCGCGGACAACAGAGGAGCGGACGGGAGAGGAGCGGACGGCAGAGGAGCGGACGGGAGAGGAGCGGCCGCACGCAGUUUCGGCAGGGCCGGCGGAGACAGGCGGACGCAGUGCAUGCUCGCGAGUGGAGGACGCCAGAGGAGAGGCGGCUGCAGAGAAGGAGGGAGACAGCAGUCGACUGGGCGAGGAGGCAGCAGAGGAGAAGCAAGGCGAGGCGGAGAAGGGUGCCCUGUCGAGCGUCGGCGAACCUGUGAUGGGGAGAAAGUGGAGAGAGCCCAGAGAGGAAGACAAGGCGACAGACAUCUCCCUUUUGCUGGACAGAUACAGCUUCGGCGGCCCGGUCGCGGGUCUCACAGUGCUUCACAACUCAGCCGAGAGAGGCACUGUGGAUGUGUGUCUGCGCGGCGUCUUUCUCGGCACUCGCCCCGGGAGAGGAAGGCCGGACGCUGGCGCAGCCAACGCUGGUGAGGCAACCGGCCUCUUCACAUGUCGCCAAACUGCAGAGCUUCGAGAGAAGCAGGGUCGUGGAGAGAGAAAAGGCGAUCGCGGAGAAGAGAAAGCGGAACACGGAGACAAGAAAGGAGAUCGAGGAGAGAAGUGCGAAGAAGGACAGGCGACAGGCAGUUGCGAAGAGAAGAAAAGGGAGUGCGACGUGCAGAGAGAAAAGGAUGAGGCUGAAAAAGGCGUAGCCGCUGCUCGCGUCUCCUCGCGUUCUGGCUGUUCGUUCCGCGACUGCGAGGCUGAAGGGCCGGCAGGUCGGGAGACAGCAGAAGGCUCUCCGGUUUUUCUUUCGCGAGUUUUCCUGGGCAAGGCUUCUUGGAGUCCUGGCCAGCUGGAGCGCGAAAUCGAGAAAGGCGCGUGGGUCGUCGUGGGGUGUACAGACAGCGGAGUGAUGCAGGAAAUCGUUUUCGGCCGAGAGCCCUCUGCGCCUGGCGGCGCGCCCGGUGGACAUACCCCUCCGAGCGAGGAGCAUCUCUGGAGACGAGUGCUGUCCGCGCUCGCAGCGAAUCCAGCCUCAGGUCCUCAGGCAGGUCUCUUCGAGGCGAUGAGUCGUUGGCCAAGUUGCCUCGCGCGGGAGACCAACUUUGACGACAGCGAAGAUGACGAAGACCUGGAUGCCGUCUAGCGCUCCGGCGCACAUCGCGGUGUUGAAAGCCGGCAACGCAAGUAACUCAAGGGGGACGGAGAAUGAGUUGAACUCCGUGAGUGAAUGCAACAGACACUCAGGGGCACCGGGAGUUUUAGUCAAGGGCGAUAUACAUCCUCAAAGGCGGCCAACCUCGGACUGCGCAGUCCUUCACUGCCCGCAUCGCAUGCAGCGCGCCAAAAAAUACGCGUCAGGUCCGCAGAACGGCGAGACGCCGGAGCUGUACAAAUCAGCGAGGUUGGCGGAGGAACGCGUUGAAGACUUCAGGUGUACAUACCCCGCGAGAGGCGCAGUUUUUGUGCCCAGCAGUGCAGGGAAGGCUUUGAGUGGAGACCGACGGCUCGCAGACGCGGGCACCUGCAGUUUCAUGUAGGCGCAAAUCCGCAUCUUUCUCUCGUAGAUGCGCAGAUGCCUAGCAACUGAGUGGCUGUGAAGAUGUGCGCUUUCGGGGCUCCAGUUCCGGGUGUACAUCCACUGCACACGCGUGAAGGACGGGGUGUGAACGGUGGUUCACUCGUUGUUUUGCAUGCGUCCCCGGUGUUCGCCUCAAACGUGAGGCGAGCGAGAUUUCCUCUGGUAAUGUGGAACCUGCUACGACAGAGAAAAGUUUUCUCUCUAGACCUUCAACACCGAGAAACGCUGCGUGUUCGCCAGAUGAGCGAAACAGAGUGAAACCGGAGGCAAAGUCAUCUCCAUUUCUAGAUUACCCUGACUACUUUUCUAUUGAUCGCCGUAAAAAACUGUCAAGGUGGAGAGCCUCCCACCCCGUAGUCUGUGACCUCCGAACAACCGACGGCACACC